Acaromyces ingoldii is the source of this 594-nucleotide messenger RNA. RefSeq lists its product as hypothetical. Bases 70 to 384 code for a protein of 104 amino acids. The record is from RefSeq and is a predicted model, not a curated record. Lineage: Eukaryota; Fungi; Basidiomycota; Exobasidiomycetes; Exobasidiales; Cryptobasidiaceae. The transcript has 3 exons.
CUCGAGCUUCCUUCUCAGAAAAGAACAACAGUAACUUAGCCUACCUAGGGUACAGACAACGACGACACGAUGCCGCUUGUCCACGUUGUUCUGUGCAAGGUCAAGCCCGAAGUUAUCAGCGCGAGCAGCAGCUGGUCCGAAUUUGAGUCGCACUGCCAGGUGCUCGGGACGACUCCUUCGCUCAAGCCAUUGCUGCUCGAGUGCGUCUGGGCGAAGCCCACGUACGAGGAGCGCGCAAAGGGGUGGAACUGGGGGCUCUACACCAAGUUCGAAUCAAAGGCCAUCUACGAACAGUACAGGGACCACCCCGACCACAAGGAAUUUGUCGCCAGCAAGCUCCGACCAAACAUCGAUGACAUCAUGGCCUUCGAUUUCGAGUACUAAGGAGAUCCAAAUUUCCUUGACAAACGAAUGACAGCAAUAGUGUAGUCGUAUGGGUAUCUCUACAAUAAGAAAGGAGUAAGGAUGGGUAAAAAAGGGGAAGUGCACUCUACCGUCUCGAGAGGGGAAUGCCCGCCGUGACGCUUCUGCGCUGCUGCCCAAGCCAGGACCGCGGAGCAUUGGCGUUCGCCAGGGCAUUUGCUGCGCUGCUCC